This is a messenger RNA of Recurvomyces mirabilis, 1971 nucleotides long. RefSeq names its product Actin-like protein arp9 (SWI/SNF complex component arp9) (gene ARP9). Lineage: Eukaryota; Fungi; Ascomycota; Dothideomycetes; Mycosphaerellales; Teratosphaeriaceae. Gene Ontology annotation, biological process: regulation of transcription by RNA polymerase II. Gene Ontology annotation, cellular component: SWI/SNF complex; RSC-type complex. The coding region runs from base 1 to 1971 and encodes 656 amino acids. The record is from RefSeq and is a predicted model, not a curated record. The transcript has 2 exons.
AUGCCGCCCUUUCGCGAAGAUCAGCUGUUCAUCAUCGCCCCCGGAUCCGAGACUACAUUAUGUCAAUUAGGCCUACCCGAAUCUUUCGCACCUGCUCGCCAUCGCCUGCCCUCUCGCAUGUUCACUGCCCAACAAGACGGAGAAUAUGAGCCGAUCAAGAUCCGGCGGAAGGAGCGACCAGCACAAGCGCCUACUGCACCCGUCAACGGACUUGCGACAAACGGCAAUCUAGAGACCGACGUCGAGGCAGCAUGGGAGGAAGAUCACGUGUCUGAGGAGGGAGCGAUAUGGCCGAUUCGGAAUGGACGGAUAGUCGACUGGCAGUGCUUCUGCGCGCUCAUGACUCACGUCUAUAACACUGUCAACCCGCCGUUCCACACCCCAAUCAUCCUCAUAGCAGAACCUGUCUGGACGACCAAGGAGCACGAGCGGAUAACGCAGUUCUUCUUUGAGAAGUUCAAGGUGCCAGCUUUUACUAUGGUGGACUCUGCGAUGGCUGCUUCCUACGCAUAUGGUGUGACCACGGCAACAGUGGUGGACAUUGGGCAUGGCAAAGCAGAUGUCACAUGCAUAACGGACUCCUUGCUUCACGAUAUCGGUCGAUCUGUCGCUGUCCCUGACUGUGCGGGAGAGGCGAUGACGGAGCGAUUAGUGAAGCUUUUGGGCAGCCGAGACGGUUUCACCAGGAAUGUGUGCGAGCAGUUGAAGAAGAGCAGUAUCUGUGAAGUGUUACCUCCGGACGUCGACUUGCCGACAGAUGAGUCCAUACCGUCCACGGCGUCAGCCAACCCUGCUGCAGCGGCAUCUACUGGAGCGGAUGAUGUUGGUCCUGGUCAGCUGAAGCUCUCUGUACCGGGUGAAUUGCCAAGAGGACCUGGGCCAAAUACACAGGUCGGCGAGGAGAAGUCCCUAGAAGAGAAUGAUGGUGUACUCGAUAUCGCCAGCAUCGUCACCGGAGGCAACAUGACUGAGUAUCUAGCAAAGAAAGAACGAGAGAAGCAGGAACGUUUAGCUGCCAGACAGCAGAAGAAGGGCGACGCUGGUCAACAAGCUGCAAACAAACCUGCACGGUUACAAAACAACAAGCGACCCCGAAACACAUUUGUUUACGAAGAUUACGCUUUACACGAUGCAAUGAAGAAGGCGGGCAUGAGUGCGCAGAGCAUGGUCGACAUGCAAUCGGCCAUGGACGAGGGUCCGAAUAAGCGACAGAAGACACCCGAACCACAAUCCGCUAUCUCUGACAAACCAGCAGACAGUGGACUACCCGACAGCACAAGCCCCACAACAGCUAGUGGCUUCAGACGAGAAAUCGAGGUCGGACUUGAGAGAUUUCAGGCCGCAUCGGGUGGCAUUACCGACCGCCUGGCAGAUGCAAUCUACCGAACCAUCCAAUCCUGCAGCGACUCUAACCGACGGAGUGAGCUAUGGGACUGCAUGAUCUUCGUCGGCAAUGGCGGGAAGGUGCGAGGGUUCAAGGAAGCUCUACUCGAGACUUUGCAGAAGAAAUACAUCAUUUCACCUUCAUCCGCCACGAUUUUCACUUCAGAACUCCCUUCGAAUCUUUCCACGCCCAUGGCGACGGGGGCUAAUACGCCUCUGCCACAGCUCCCGGGUCAACAUCACGGCCAAGGCGUAAAUCCCUUGUUACUAGCGGCCACGACAGCGCAGAACCCACAGCUCCAUCCUUUAUCUUCCUCUGGUCUCGGUCAACUCAAUCAAUCAGCCGUGCAUUUUAGUCACGCGCAGACGCCAACGAGUAUCAAGCUCACCAAGAUCCCGGAGUACUUUCCCGAGUGGAAGGAAGUGGGGUAUGAUGAGGCGACUUUCCUAGGUGCGCAGGUUGCCGCCAGGGUGCUGUUUAUUGCUGAUUCGGCGGCGGCGGCGAGUGGUGGGGGAAGUAAGGGGUAUAUGAGUCGGACGGAUUAUAAUGAGAGUGGGCCUAUGGGGAUCCAUGAGGUUUAUCUUUGA